AAGAAAGAGCAAAUAAUUUUUGGCAUUCAUAUUGGCCGCUGGUUUUUGUGACCUGGUAUUGAGAAUGGGAGGACCGUGCAUCGUGUGGUUAUUGUGGGCAAUGGUUUUCGUCAUCAGCGCCGGCGGCGAGUUCGUCAAAGUAGGUGUAGUGCUUGAUCCUAGUACAACUGUGGGAAAACUCUCCAACCUUUCCAUCCAGAUGGCCCUCUCUGAUUUCUAUUCCGAAAAUUUCAAAUACAAAACCAGGAUUUCCUUUAUCUUCAAGGAUGCCGGAGAUGUGGUCGAGGUAGCAUCUGCAGCAACCGUGUUGUUAAGAGACGGAGUUGAAGCCAUAAUCGGACCUCAAACUACAGAACAAGCCAUGUACCUAACAGAAUUUGGAAGAAAAUAUGAAAUUCCCAUAAUCUCCUUUACAGUAACUACUCCCUCCUUGUCCCCAAAACAAAACCCAUAUUUCAUAAGGGCAGCCCAAAACGACUUGGCGCAAGUCCAAGCCGUAAAUGCCAUUAUUCAAAUGUACGGAUGGAGAGAGAUAGUUCCAAUAUAUGAAGACACGGAAUAUGGACGUGGGAUCAUCACCAAUCUAGCGGACGCCUUGCAACAAAACGGCACUCGAUUGGUUAGGAGAACCAUGAUCCCACUGUCUGCUAGUGAGACAGAGAUUUUGAAGGAGCUGAAGAGGCUAAAGGAUAUGCACGAAACCAUAUUCCUUCUUCACACGAGUGGUUGUGUUGGGCGGAUGGUUUUGAGUUUGGCCAAGAAAGAGGGAAUGUUUAGUGAAGGGUAUGCAUGGAUUGUAACAAAUGGGCUUUCCUCUUUGAUUGAUCCGAUAUUGGUUUCCAAAGAUUUGGAUUCCAUGCAAGGAAUUGUGGGCAUAAGGCCGUACAUACCCAUCACCCAAAAGUUACAAAAUUUUCAAGCAAAGUUCAAGCAACGACUUCCACUCUCACUUUCUUCAACAUCUCCCAAUCUUUUUGCAGUGCAGGCGUACGAUACGGUGUGGGCGUUGGCCAUGGCAGUAGAGAAAAUGAAUUAUUCCACCACCCACACCGGAACUGCAACAAGGAAAAAGCUGAUACUGCAUGAAAUUAAGAACACAAAAUUUGAAGGCAUUAGUGGAAAUUUCUCUUUGGUUGAUGGAGAGUUAAAACGAUCAACUUUUGAAGUGUUCUAUGUGGUGGGUGAGAAGGAGAAGAUCAUUGGGCUUUAUUGCCACAAGAAAGGAGUGUAUGAAAAAUCAAUUUCUAAACCCAUUUGGCCUGGAGACACAGUCGAUCCACCUCGAAUUAAUUUAACCAUAGGAAUUCCACUCAAAGGUUUCCCGGAGUUCGUAAACGCCAACAUAAUCGACCCCCAAAAGUCCUCUGGAUUUUGCAUCGAUAUCUUCAAUUCUGCUGUUGAAGUAUUAGAUAUUCCCAUUCGCCACACGUUCGUUCCUUUUGUGGACCAAAAUGGGAAGAGUAAUGGAUCCUACGAUGUGCUUCUACGACAGAUUGACAUGCAGAAAUUCGAUGUUAUUGUUGGAGAUAUAACAAUAGUUGCAAAUCGAACGGAGUUGGUAGACUUCACCUUGCCUUAUUCCGAAUCCAGGGUAUCAAUGUUGGUUUCUGAGAGAAAUGAUAAAAAAGAUGAGAACAUGUGGAUAUUCUUGAGGCCAUUUGAAUGGAAUCUUUGGCUUGUUUCCUUCAUCUCUUUCUUAUUUACUGGCUUUGUUGUUUGGUUACUGGAAUGUCGUGUCAACACUGACUUUGGAGCAGGUCCGCCCCAACAACAAAUUGGCCUCAUCUUUUGGUUUUCCUUCUCCACUCUCGUCUUUGCUCACAGGGAGAGGAUAUUGAACAACUUAUCCAGAUUUUUGCUGAUCAUAUGGGUUUUCGUGGUGUUAAUCCUCACACAAAGUUACACUGCAAACUUAUCCUCCAUGUUGACUGCGCAAAGGCUAAGGCCUUCCUUUCUUGAUGCAAAUGAGAUCAGAGAGAAGGGUUACUUUGUGGGUUAUCAGAACGGCUCUUUUGUCAAAUCUUUUCUAAUAACCCAGUUACAAUUUGAAGAAACCAACUUGAAAGCGUACGGAAGCCCCGAUGAAUUUAAGGAAGCCUUGAACAGAGGAAUCAAGGACGGUGGAGUAGCUGCCAUUUUUGAUGAAAUUCCUUACAUUAAGGUCUUCCUUAGGAAGUAUCCUUCUGGGUAUCGAAUGGUCGGCCCAACUUACCCAACUGGUGGAUUGGGUUUCGCUUUCCCAAAAGGAUCGCCUCUAGUGGCUUACUUUUCAAGGGCAAUAUUGAAUGUGACUGAAGAUAAAGACAAAAUGAGGGCAAUUGAAAGCAAAUACUUCUCAUCGGAUAGUGAAGAUACUCCACGAACUCCAGAUUCAGCUCUGAAUGUUUACAGAUUUGGUGGUUUGUUCAUCAUUACGGCUGUUGCCACAUGGUCUGCCUUACUAAUAUAUUUGACCCAGUUCCUUCUCACACAUUGGCCCGACUCCAGCAACGACCAGUCUCCAUUUGCUUCUAAAAUGUUUGAAAUGGUCAAGCUUUUCUAUCGUAAACAUUUCGUCCACCCUUCUUCUCUGCAAAGCAGUCAAUCCAGAGUAUAUUCAGUUUCUGAAAUGGCAGAAGAUAAGACAAUGCAGAUUGAGAAUGACGAUGACAAUUCCACUGAAGAGGCAAAUAUUUUGGGGGUAGUAAACGAAGACCAAGCCGAGGAUGACGCCUAAUCCAUACAAAAAGCCCAAACUUUUGUAUGAAAUGUGAUAAGUUUUGAACUUAUUUUACUAUGAUUGUGAAAGGUCAUGAAGUUUAAUUUCAAAAAGUGGGGAAACUCUUGAAUUCCUGAGACAAAAUAAGUGCUUCUUUUUUCCAUUUAAUUUUUCACAUGUCCAAAAUAAUUUGAAUUAAAUUUAUAAUUUAGUACAUUUUAUAA
Molecule: messenger RNA, 2922 nt
Organism: Cucumis melo (muskmelon)
Lineage: Eukaryota; Viridiplantae; Streptophyta; Magnoliopsida; Cucurbitales; Cucurbitaceae
Product: glutamate receptor 2.7-like
Exons: 4
Coding region: 65-2716 (883 amino acids)
Cellular component (GO): plasma membrane
Molecular function (GO): glutamate-gated receptor activity
Source: RefSeq, a predicted model, not a curated record